Molecule: messenger RNA, 3160 nt
Organism: Argiope bruennichi
Lineage: Eukaryota; Metazoa; Arthropoda; Arachnida; Araneae; Araneidae
Product: ethanolamine-phosphate phospho-lyase-like
Exons: 12
Coding region: 512-1801 (429 amino acids)
Cellular component (GO): mitochondrion
Molecular function (GO): transaminase activity; pyridoxal phosphate binding
Source: RefSeq, a predicted model, not a curated record
CAAAUUACCAAUAUUCUGGCUUCUUUAAUUCCGUGGAACCUAACGAUUUUUAAUUGGUACAGACAUGUCACUUGGACCUUUGGAAAAAAUUUCUAGGGAGGAGACUUUACGUCUUCGCAAAACUUUUAUUGGUCCUUUUUCUAGGCGCAGAGGGGGACCCCAUUUAACAUCAUUCCAGAAUGAAGACAUGCAGCCUUAUUCCUCUUCCUGAACACUUGGAACGAAUUAUUGCCACUUCCCCUAUAGGGGCUAACAUCAUUAAUAAAACAUAAUUCAAAAGUAGCUGUCUACAGAGAAGACAGCUACCACACAGAAUGUUUGGGUUUUAAACAAAUGAAUAUUUAUAAUUAAAGAGAUAAUAUCCUGUCCUUCCCCUCUGCUACAGCCUGUGGUUUGACGUCACACAGGCUAACUAACCCGUUUCUCCUAUUCGUCAUCGAGGGGAAGGGAGUCUUGCACACUUUUUUUCGAGCAGGACCCAUUGAAAAUUGUCAGAGGUGAAGGACAGUACAUGUAUGAUGAGAAUGGCAAACAAUACCUGGACUGUAUCAACAACGUUGCUCAUGUGGGUCAUUGCCACCCUCGUGUGACUAGAGCAGCAGUGGAACAAAUGAAUCUUUUGUACACCAACAGUCGUUACCUCCAUGAUAAUUUAGUACUGUACGCUCAAAAAUUAGUUGCAACUUUUCCACCAAAACUCAACGUAUGCUACUUUGUCAAUUCUGGAUCAGAAGCAAAUGAUUUGGCCCUGCGAUUGGCAAGAGCUCAUACUGGUCACGAAGAUGUCAUUGUCUUAGAAGGGGCCUACCAUGGAAAUUUGUCUACAUCUACGGACAUGAGUCCAAUGAAAUUCGAGAAAAUUACUGGAGGAAAAAAAGAUUAUGUUCAUGUGGCUGCUCUGCCUUGCAGUUACAGAGGUUUGUACACCGCCGAAGAAUAUGGCGACGAAGUUGGUCAAAAAUAUGCCGAAAACGUGCUCAAUGUCAUCAAUAAGAUUCACUCUCAAGAGAGACAGCUCGCUGCUUUCUUUGCAGAAUCGAUGGUCAGUUGUGGUGGUCAAGUGUUGCUGCCUAAAGGAUAUCUCUCCGAAGUUUACAAAUAUGUUUGCCAGGCAGGUGGUGUGUGCGUUGCAGAUGAAGUGCAAACUGGAUUUGGGCGCGUGGGCAAGCACAUGUGGGCCUUCGAAUUGCAAGGAGAAGAUAUAUGUCCUGAUAUUGUUACUAUCGGAAAACCAAUGGGAAAUGGACACCCAGUUGCUGCUGUAAUAACCACCAAAGAAAUUGCUCGUAAUUUCAAAGGACUUGGAGUAUCUUAUUUCAAUACGUACGGUGGAAAUCCUGUUUCUAUGGCAAUUGCAAACGCAGUUUUGGAAGUAAUUGAAGAUGAAGAUUUGCUGACUAAUGCAGAUGUCGUCGGCCAGAAACUCUUGGACAGCCUUCAAGAAUUGAAACAAAGGCAUCCACUUAUCGGUGAUGUUAGGGGUGUUGGCUUCUUUAUCGGCAUUGAUUUAGUGAAAGACAGAAACACAAAAGCUCCUGCGACUGAAGAAGCAGCAUAUAUAAUUGCCAGAAUGAAACAAGAAGGUGUUUUGCUGAGUGCUGAAGGAAAAUAUGAAAAUGUUCUCAAAUUCAAGCCCCCUAUGGUAUUCAAUUCAGAGAAUGCUGAAACAUUGGUCAAGAAACUGGACAUAAUCCUCACAGAAGUGGAGAAUAAAAAGCCGCGCAGUGUGAGUGAAUCCUCCGUGUCUAGUGAUUCUUCAAGUUCAGAUGACGACAUGGUCUCAGCUUCGUCAUCCAGCUGAAAUCUUUUGGAAUAACUAUUUUUGUACAUAGAUUUUUAACUACUGGACAUUUACACAUCCUCAUAUAUCCCUUGUUUUCAUUUAAGAAUAUUUAUCUCUUAUAAAUCACCACGAACAAGGGAAAUUCAAUCUUCCUUUGAAAACAGUUUCGUCAUAUGCAUACUUUUAAAUGACUCUAUUUUAUAAUUCUUUAGAAUUUUGCAAAAAAAUAAUAUUAUUGAAUAAUUGAGAUUUUUUUUUCUAUUUAACUCAAAUUUGUCUGAAUUUACGUUGAAAAAUAUGCAAUUAUGAUAAAUUUGUUCGGAAAAGUUAAUCUUUUGCACUGUUCAUAAUGAGAAAAACUGAUCCAUCUGAAAUCUCUAGUAUUUUUUUCUCUUUUAAUCUUACUUAAAUAAUAAGGAAAUAUAUUCUUUCUUUUUCUUAAAAAAAUAUUAAAGCUUAUUAUAGGAUUGUUCCAAUAAAUUGAAUAUUAAAUGACCAACAUUUUUUAAUAAUCAUUGAGAAUAUUCAGGUUUAUUUAAUUAAUGAAAAAUUAAAAUCAAAAUGAAUGCGAUUAAAUAACAUCACUUUUCAUCAUAUAGCAUUUUCAUUCCCAUUUGAUCAAAGUUUUGCACAAGAACAAUGAAUACGAUUAUAUCUAUUGUUAAAUAUUUAUAUUGCUGAGAAGGAGAAAAAGAAUAUAUAUUUCCUCUAUAAGAAAAAGUGACUGAGUUAAUUUGAAGACUAGUUCUCACUUUCGUCCUUUUUUGUAAAUGCCCUGUUCAUUUCUUCUGUGUCUUAUAUAGAAAUUUCAUAAAUCCGUUGAUAGAAUUUAUGCAUUGAAUAUUUUAUCUAGAAAUGACUACCUUAUAGAAUUCAACUGUUUAAUCAAUUCUUAGUAAGAUAAUUAUUCUUUAAGAUACUAGCGUUUCAAAGUUUUAUAACUCUUUAGUUAAAAUCCUGAAUUGUGUGCCUUAGAACGCUAAUUAUAAAAGAAAUUAGAAAUAAUAUAUGCAUAAAGGUUUUUUUUAAUUAUUUUUAAUUAUAAAAUUAGCAGCUAUUUUUCAAAGUAUUUUUGUAGUAAUAACUUAUCUUAUUAAUUGCAAACAACGAAUAUUGAAACUCUAUUACUGAUCGCUCGAGCUCAGCAGUUUUAUGAUGAUAUUCACUUAAAGAGUUGUACUGUUAUGCAUAUACCUAUAUUAUAUAACACAUAUUAUAUGGAAUACUUAUUUUAUAUAUGAUACUUACUGUAGAUAACGUUUUAAUUAGCACUGUAAAUACGUCAUCAAGGUCGAGUGAGCUGUUGAGAGUAUGAUGCUAUGGAAUGAAAUGAAUGUAUUUCUCUAUUUUGUUUAAUAAAAUUCUUUAUAAAAUCUU